Rhipicephalus microplus (southern cattle tick) is the source of this 645-nucleotide messenger RNA. RefSeq names its product ATP-dependent RNA helicase-like protein DB10. NCBI's taxonomy places the organism in Eukaryota, Metazoa, Arthropoda, Arachnida, Ixodida, Ixodidae. The record is from RefSeq and is a predicted model, not a curated record.
AUGACGCGCCUGGAAGGCGGGACCUGCAAAUGGCCGGCGGACAGCAGCUCCAAUCCGGGACAAUGUUGCUAUACCGGCGGCAAGGCGUAUUCACCACUCCAGCUGGCGGAACAGCAGCUGGCACUGCAGCCGGGCACAUUUCAGCGUGUCUCUCAGCAGUGCCAUAUGGCCAUGGACUGCGUGAUCACUUUGGCCCAGGAGCCACCUAGGGCCCAGUGCUGGCCCGUAGCGCUCAGUGGUAGAGACCUUGUUGUCAUUGAUUGCACAACCUUCAAAUGGAAGUCGCUGGCGUUACUCGUUCCAGCCGUCACCCACGCACAACACCAGUGGUCUGUACUUGAAGAUGGCGGAACAACGGUGUUAGUGCUGACAGUGACGCUGGAGCUGGCUCUGCAGUUUCGUACACUUGUUCAGAAGUUUAGCAAGGGAUUCAGGACUCGAACGAUGUAUCUCUUGUCUUGCAAACCGAAGAACCCGCAGCUAGAGGAAGGCGUUGAUAUUUGCGUCGUGACCGCAGACCACCUCAGAGCCUUCAUCGAGCAAAGGAAGGUCGAUCUAGGCCGCUGUAGGUCGCUCGCUAUAGAUGAGGCGGACCGCACGCUGGAGAUGGGCUUCGGCAUAAAUAUUCGGGCCGUCGUGGAAUAG